AUGUUGAACGAGGUGAAGGAUCUGAUUGCCUGCUGCUUAGCAUUUGAUCCAUUUUCACGGUGUUCUCUGGAGGAUAUCCUAAAGCAUCCCUGGGUUACAAGAUCCACUCGUGAUUGGUUAACACUGAGCGCUGUUGCUGGAAAAAAUCUCCAAAGCAAAUCGAAGAAGGAGGAUGAGCGAGGCGAGUCACAUACUGGUACAUUUUGGACAACUGUCACUUAUGACCUUAUUUUACAGAUCACAGUGAAGAAGGUGAAGGAUCUGAUUGCCUGCUGCUUAGCAUUUGAUCCAUUUUCACGGUGUUCUCUGGAGGAUAUCCUAAAGCAUCCCUGGGUUACAAGAUCCACUCGUGAUUGGUUAACACUAAGCGCUGUUGCUGGAAAAAAUCUUCAAAGCAAACCGAAGAAGGAGGAUGAGCGAGAUCACAGUGAAGAGUUGGAGGAAAUAAUAGAGGAGGAAGUAGAGGAAGAGAAAAUUAAUGAGGUAGAAAGGAAAAACAAUGAGAAUAUCCAUGAAGUAUCCACAGAGGGUGAAUCCGGUGUCGGAUCGUCCGCAUCUUCGUCAACGGCCAAGACGAAUCAACGGGGAGCUCAAUCAGCACCUCCUGCCCGUUUUUCAAAAACUUCACUCUUGGCCGCUCCCUCUUCGGACGAGAUCAAAGCUGUGGUCCAUGCCUCGAAAACG
Messenger RNA from Strongylus vulgaris, 684 nucleotides. The record is from the annotation of a GenBank genome assembly. NCBI's taxonomy places the organism in Eukaryota, Metazoa, Nematoda, Chromadorea, Rhabditida, Strongylidae.